Messenger RNA from Ruditapes philippinarum (Manila clam), 3559 nucleotides. RefSeq lists its product as uncharacterized. Bases 416 to 1783 code for a protein of 455 amino acids. The transcript has 8 exons. Lineage: Eukaryota; Metazoa; Mollusca; Bivalvia; Venerida; Veneridae. The record is from RefSeq and is a predicted model, not a curated record. Gene Ontology annotation, molecular function: ATP binding.
UAUUCGCGAACAACUGUUUGAAAUAAAAUAUGCGACUUAUAGAUUAUUUAUCACUACUUGUGUGCUAUAAAUAUUCUUAUUGCGUCAGAAUUCUAAUUUACUUCCCGAAAGAUACUUUUGUGUACAAAUGUUUGAAAUAAAAAAAUGCGACUUACAGAUUAUACUUGAUUGAUAUACAAGAUUGUACUUGUUUGCUAUGAAUAUUCUAAAUGCGUCGUGAUUCUACAUUACCUGCCGAAAGAUGUGUUAUAUAAAUACAAAUUAACUAGAUUGUUUAACAUUCAAUAGCUACAGUUCAGAUUAUUCACAAAUGCAUACCACUUUGUUUCUUUGAUUUACCUUUUGAGAUACCGGUAGGUGGGACGGAAAUAGUAAAGGAAAUCAGGCAACAAAUAAAACCUACCGAUGAUUCAAGAUGGGAGUGAACAGAAGCGGAAUAAUAUAUUUUAUUGUAAUAGCAUGUUUGUGUCAGUUAAUAGUUGUUUUGGAAGCGACGAUUUCGUUAACAGCAUAUGGCGACAUUGCUUCAGAUGGACGUCUAAAGUGUAACGGGCAAUGUGUGCUCGUCUGUAGAAUCAAACCAAACUCGCCUGUCUUCUUAUGGGAGAUAAACAAGCAAAUUGUUUUUGAAUGUAAACACAAUUUAUGUAACACUUAUGGAUCAAAUUACACAUUUUCAUUUGAUAUAACCCAAGGCAUAUUUAACCUAUCAAUGGAUGAGAUAAUAUAUGCUGACCAUUUAAAACAAUUUAAGUGUGAUGAUGGCUCUGAGUUUGCAUCUUUUACUGCAAGAAUUAAAGUGAUACCAGAAGGCAGCACUACAACAAUCUCGUCGUCAAGUGAUUCAUCGUCAACUACUAUAAAAGUGAGGACAGGCUGUCUUUCGCCAAGUACAAGUGUUUCUUUUGCAUGGUACUAUUUUAAGGAAGGACAUACACCAGUUUUAUUUGAGAAAAUCCUACCAUUAGAAUCAACUGAGGAAGACGACUGUACAAAUGGACAUUGUGGAGGAAAUGGGGUAGUCAAGGUUACCAGUAGCUUGAUCAUUGACGAAGAUCCCGAUGGAGAAUAUUACUAUUUUCAGGUUUUGGUCAAUCAGACUGAUGCAGACGCGAUGUUUAUUGGGACAGACCGAAAAUUUAAACUAACAGGUGCACCGAGACCUGAUCCCAACUAUCCUGUUACAAAGAGUAUUACUGUUUCGUUGCAUGAAUCUGUUUCCCUUCAUUUCACUGCAAUUGCAUAUCCAAAACCAAAUAACGUUUCAUGGCAGAAAUACAAUGGUGACGUCUGGAUAGAAAUUCGUCCGACCAAUAAUAUAAACAUUUAUCGUUCAGACUUGAACUUUGGUCUUGAUAUAAAAGCAAUUGUGCAAGAAAGCUAUGGAACUUAUAGAUUGAUAAUAUUCAACAUAUUUGGCUCAUUUGAACAACUAUUCUUUAUUAACGCAGGUAAUUCAGAAAAUAAUGACAAUGGCUCUACAAAUGUAGCGAGCUUCAUUGCUGUCGGAGUUGGCACAUUUGCUGUUACAGUUCUUAUGCUUAUUUUGUCAAUUGUUGCCUUUAAAUGCAUCAGACGAAAAAGACACAGCACAAGUGGUGCCCAAGAAUUAGGAAACCAACGUCGAGCAACAAGCGAAGAAAUACUUCUAGGUUUACGAAAGAAAGAAAAAGGUAGUAAAUCUACAUACGAACAACUGGAUAAAUCGAAAAAUGAGAUUCGUCUGUACACGUCUAUUGAAAAUAUAAAAACGGGUUUCAGCAACAAGGAUUAUGUUAAAUGAGCAUGCAGAAAUGAAUAAGAAACUUUUUUUAAUAACGAUAGAAUAAGAUUAUUUUGUGUCAGGUGGUGAAGGCAUGAAUGAUUCAUGUGUUAACAUAAAGUGUGUUUGCAUGUAUAUAUCUCUGAUUACAUUUUAAAUAUUGAAUUGAAAUUAAUACCAUAUAUAGGCAUACACAUGAUCUAAAUGGUUCAAUAUGUUUGCAGUUUUGCAGUGUCUGUGUCAUAACUGUCAUAAAAAUAUAUUUCCUGGCUUCGCUCUGAACUUGAAAUUAUCAUAAAGAUCGCUUACUCUAUUUAUCGACUACGAUACACCAGGUCAUUUAUUAUGACGAUUUUAAAAGUUCAAUAGUGGCAGCAACUUUUCGAUGGACACGAGUUCUUGAAACGCUCCUGUUUGUUUUACACGAUUGAUUGUAAAACAGAUUAUGCUACAUCGCAGGCGAUAAUGUCGUGUCAAAUAAUACAUUCUGUCUGAAAACGUGUAACGUACUUUUUGUUCUAAAUGCAAAUUUGUUUAAUAUUAAAUGAUGCAUAUUAUAUAGUUAUGAUAAUAUUACUGUAAUUGUAACAUAUGCACUCAUGAUUCAUUAUCUGGCACAACUGUUAUGCCGACAGCAAAGAAGUUAUAUUUCAUUUCAUACUUUUGAAAAUAGGCAAAAUAAUGAAACGUCAAUAAUGUCGAAUUAGCUGUCAGUAAAGUAUAUAAAAGUAGCCUGGUUAUCACGUUAGAAAAAAUUGUUGUAAAUUUCAGAAAAAAAGCUGACAAUAAGAAUGUUCUUACAUAGAAGUUGUAGUGUUCGGCAUUUUUAGAAACAUUCCGUGUGUCUAUACUUAGACGGCCAAAAAAGCUACACGUGCAUUUCCAGUUUGUUUCAUAUCUUAUGGCGAUCAAAUUUACAAUAUUAUUACACGGAAAUAAGUUUUCACCCCACCCGAAGUUGAAUGCAAUAACUACAUGUGUAUCUGUAAUAUUUCAUUUGCAGGUCAAUGGGCGAAAAUGUGACAGGUGAAAAUAGCAUUAUUGAAAUAUCAGCUUAUUUCAUCUUGAUUUUCAGGUUAUGAAGAGUAAAGUAAAAAAUAUAUGAAUAAAACAAUCUGUAUAUCCCGAAUGCUGUAAAAAAGUUAAGGAAAUAGCAAAUAUACAAGCAUUUUACAAAUGCAAAUGUCAUUUAAGAACGCGUGUCGGAAAGAAAAAAAAACAUUUACACCUUGUUAACAUGAUUAAAGAAUAGUAUCAUCUCUAGAUGCCAACAUAACCAAAGUGCGUCUUAUUUUCAUCUUAUGUCCUGAUAAAAACAGUACAUGUACGGUAUAUUGGAAAAAAAUCAAAUGGUUAACAAAAACAACAGGGUCAUGAUGGCCCUGAUAUCGCUCACCUGAAUAUAGUAACUCUUAAUAACAGAAUCAAGUAAUAUUAUGAACAAAAGCAGAUAGCAAAAGGGAGUUUUACUUUCAGUGGGAUGGUUAGACUCACUGGGUAAAAUAUGGUUCACAAUAUCCUGUCAGGUUGCCAGUAGAAUGUCUAUUACUGCUAUGAGUGAGACAAUAUUUACUUAUUACUCAUAACAUUAUUUUUGUAAACAAUGUACAUUCUAUUAUAUUUUCUAAGUAUCAUAUUGUACUUUGUGUUACCAUGAUCACGUGACGUGAUAAUUGUUUUAUUUAUCUUUUUGCAUGACGAUGUACUAUGUACAAGUCUAAAUAAAACGUAUGUUCUUUUCUGUUCUGUAAAACUUAAACUGAUAUCACAAAGUUCAUAUUUGUACCUGAAAUAGUG